This is a messenger RNA of Funneliformis geosporum, 1971 nucleotides long. Lineage: Eukaryota; Fungi; Glomeromycota; Glomeromycetes; Glomerales; Glomeraceae. The record is from the annotation of a GenBank genome assembly.
AUGAAGUUUGGUCACCACUUAAAAACUUCUCUGUAUCCAGAAUGGACCUUCUACUAUUUGGCUUAUGACGACCUUAAACAUGAGUUAAAAACUCGAACCCAUGGUGGACAUUGGAGUGAAGACGACGAGACCUCUUUUGUUGAGUUACUUGAGAAAGAACUUGAAAAAGUUUUCACUUUCCAAACUGUAAAGUCCGGGGAAAUAAACAGGAGAAUUCAACAUAGUGAGAAAGUCAUAAACGACGUCACGGAAACAAAGGUUGCGAAAGAAGAAGAUUAUCUUGAAAUCGAAGAAGAACUUUCAAAUAUAAUCGCUGAUGUUCAUGACCUUGCCAAGUUCACUCGGUUGAACUAUUCAGGUUUCCUGAAAAUUAUCAAGAAACAUGAUGAAAAUUAUGAUGCGUUGAUCGUUAAAUUAUCGCGUCUCUAUGACAUUGUUCGUACUCGUGGUAAUCCAGUUACGGGUAACUCUUCUGCCGGCGGUCAACAACAAAAUUUUGUUCGUAAUACCACAAAAUAUUGGGUUCAUCCGGAUAAUAUUACGGAACUCAAACUUUUGAUUCUGAAACAUCUUCCCGUAUUAGUAUUUAAUCCUAAUAAAGAGUUCGAGUCUGCAGACUCGGCCAUCUCCUCAAUAUAUUUUGAUAACGAAAAUUUUGACCUUUAUCUUGGUCGAUUGGAAAAGUCUGAAGGAGCCGAAGCGAUUCGUUUAAGGUGGUAUGGUGGAAUGGAUAACAGGGAAAUCUUUGUUGAACGUAAAACACAUCGCGAGGAUUGGACCGGUGAAAAAUCGGUGAAAGCGCGUUUCCACAUUAAGGAGAAAUACGUAAAUAGAUAUCUUCAUGGGCAAUAUACUAUGGAUGAAACAUUUAAUAAAUUAAAACUAAAAGGAAAGAGUGACAAGGAAAUUGAAGGUCUCAUUCAACUCGCUUCUGAAGUGCAAUAUAGUGUUCUUACCAGAAAACUUAAACCAGCGGUUCGAACCUUCUAUAACCGUACGGCUUUCCAAUUGCCGGGUGAUGCACGUGUUCGUAUAUCACUCGAUACCGAGUUAUCUAUGAUUCGGGAGGAUAAUUUCGAAAAUAAUUCAAAACUCCGAUCUGGUGAUAACUGGCGUAGAAUGGAUAUCGGAAUAGAUUAUCCAUUUUCACAAUUACCUGAUAGUGAUAUCGAGAGGUUCCCUUAUGCUAUUCUGGAAGUUAAAUUGCAAACUCAACUUGGGCAAGAACCGCCGGAAUGGGUUAAAGAAUUAGUCCAGAGUCAUUUGGUUGAAGCUGUUCCUAAAUUCUCAAAAUUUGUUCAUGGUGUUGCCACUCUUAUGGAGAAUCGUCGAAUCCAGUUAUUGCCCUUCUGGCUUCCACAAAUGGAUAUCGAUAUUCGUAAACCACCAAGCAAUUUCCGCCUUCAACGUCCUUCCGCCAGCAAUCCAACGACGCCAGCUUAUGAGAAUGGGAAUCCACUCUCUGAGACUGAGGAUGAUAACAUUGAGGUUUUAAUCGAGCCUGAUUCUUCAAGUCAUGAUGUUCGAUCACGAAAUGGACCACAAAUUUCUUCACUUGAAGAACUGGAAGAAUAUUUAGCGGCAACUACACCUGCUGGAAAGGUUCCUAUAACUUACCAAGGAAAGAGAAUAGCGAUUCCCGUUCGCGUAGAACCAAAAGUUUAUUUUGCCAAUGAAAGAACCUUCUUAUCAUGGCUAAAUUUUACAGUGAUUCUGGGUGGUCUCGCAGUCGGAUUAUUGAACUUUGGUGAUAAAAUUUCUGUAACUGCAGCGGCUAUGUUCACUGCUGUUGCAAUGAUGGUGAUGUUAUAUUCUCUCGGAACUUACCUUUGGCGUGCAAAAAAAAUCAGAAAGAAAGAAUCUGGAUCAUACGAUGAUCGAUAUGGACCCACAUUCCUUUGCGGGAUACUAUUAAUUGCUGUAGUUGUCAACUUUUGGUUGAGAUUGUUGGAAGAUGAAGAUUCUUCCUGA